GCAUAAGCAUUCUGUAUCAGAAACCGACAAAAGCACCGCCUGGCUUCUUCUCUUUCGCUGAUCCUUUUGCUUUCGAAGUGUGGAGAUUGCUGGUGCUGGCCUGUGUCGGAGUUUCUUUUGUCCUAUUCGUGGUUGGGAGGAUAUCGUCUUCAGAAUGGGAAAAUCCCUAUCCAUGUAUUGAGGAACCAGAGUAUUUAGUUAACCAACUCGACUUGAGGAACUGCGCCUGGUUUGUGACUGGUUCCAUUAUGCAGCAAGGAUCAGAAAUUGAGUUAAAAUCUGUAGCUACUAGAAUGGUUGCAGGAAUGUGGUGGUUCUUCACUUUGUUGAUGGUUUCGAGCUAUACCGCGAAUUUGGCUGCUUUUUUAACCACGGAAAGCCCAGAUCCUCAUUUUAACAACCUUAGAGAACUCGUAAAUAACGCAGAAGAAAAGGGCAUCAAAUACGGAGCUAAAUUAGAUGGAGCCACAGCAAACUUUAUCAGG
Anoplophora glabripennis (Asian longhorned beetle) is the source of this 485-nucleotide messenger RNA. Its product is annotated as glutamate receptor ionotropic, kainate 1-like. The transcript is spliced from 2 exons. NCBI's taxonomy places the organism in Eukaryota, Metazoa, Arthropoda, Insecta, Coleoptera, Cerambycidae. Gene Ontology annotation, molecular function: glutamate receptor activity; transmitter-gated monoatomic ion channel activity involved in regulation of postsynaptic membrane potential. The record is from RefSeq and is a predicted model, not a curated record. The annotation marks the transcript as partial. Gene Ontology annotation, biological process: synaptic transmission, glutamatergic; modulation of chemical synaptic transmission; monoatomic ion transport. Gene Ontology annotation, cellular component: plasma membrane; postsynaptic membrane.